Molecule: messenger RNA, 694 nt
Organism: Octopus sinensis (East Asian common octopus)
Lineage: Eukaryota; Metazoa; Mollusca; Cephalopoda; Octopoda; Octopodidae
Exons: 2
Coding region: 211-675 (154 amino acids)
Source: RefSeq, a predicted model, not a curated record
UAGGCAAGUGUGUCCAUUCGUACCUUCCGUAGUUGCUUCCGCUGGCUGGACUUUUAUUACAAGUUAUAUAAGACUUUCGUCCUUGGUCUGCAUUGAAAAAAAAAAACGAUAGAGAGAGAAAAACCAAGUUCUUCGAAAGAUCCCGUUUGAUCUUAAUUAUUUCGCUGUUUGUUCGCUUUAUAGUCGAAGUGCAUCCAAGGUGUAGUUGCCAUGAAUCGUGUAGUUACCACAUUCGUCGUGUUGCCGAGAUUGCUACAGAGACAAACAUGUGCGGUUUCAAUGAGGUUUGCAGCCAUGUCAACAGCAAAGAAAACAGCAGCAGCAGACAGUCUUACGGAACCAGUGAAAUUCUCGCAGAGUAAAGCUGCCUCCUGGAAAUCUUUGGACACAUUCAAGAAGCCACACGGCGACCGACUCAAAAUCGAACCCUUCGUCGUGUCGUUCAGCAUCUCCGUGCUCCUCAUAUAUUUCGCUUUCUUAAGGGAAGAGAACGAUCUGGACUUGGAAAUGGACAAGACCCUGUACGAGAGGAUCCCUGCCUUGGAGAAGACUCAGUUGCAGAUGCAGAUCCAACAGAACAAAAAGCAGGGCAUAGAGAGUGCAGCAUUACAGAAACGACUGCAAGAAGUAGAAGCAGUAAUUAAGAAACGAAAGUCAUUAUCACCCAACCAAUAAAUUGUUUAAACUUACCACA